AUGCUGUGGAUAUUUCGUUAUUUUCUUGUCUGUGUUUCGGUCACCAACAUUGUAAUCGCUGAGGAUCAAUGCAGGAUAGAAAUUAACAUUCGUGGCAUGGCUCUCAAAGGUUUCGCUUUUGAGAGAAUGACGGUGGCGGCUCCUCACAUCUGUGAUAUCUUAUGUGAAAGGGAAAUUAUCUGCCAGAGCUACAAUUUCAACAGAAAAGAAAAGAUCUGUGAAUUAAACAACCGCACAAAGGAUGCAAGACCCGAAAAUUUUCGCUCAGACCCAGCAUGGUUUUAUAUUCGCCGUUUAAACGGAAGAGGUAAGUACUCAACCAAGCACUUUCAAUAAAAAUCAUGCUGCUUACAGUCCGUGUUUUCCAAUCUCCCGUGCCCGUUGGUAUCAAUUGCUCUAUCAAAUUAAAAUAGAAAAUUUUAUCCUUUUCUUCUUCCCUUUAAGUUUAAAUAUUUGUUAACUUCUUUUAAAAAAAGCAGCUGUGAUACAUGCAAAAACAUUGACACCAAAUGAUUGUGUUAUUUCUACAAGAAGCUUAGGGUCAGUAAAGAACUUUGAAGAAUUGGAAGCUCGAACGAGGGCUUUAUGCGAGAGGGGUCCUGUCUCCCUAGAGGGUUGUGCUUGACAGAACGUUAAAAUAUUUCACAACAAAAGAAGGAGAUUCAAGUGAAUGAAACUCGAGCUUCAUUCCUAUUCCCUCGUGCUUUUCACUUUUUCCUUACCAUCUGCGCUUACGAAUACUUUAUUUUCAACAUUUUUACCCGUACCAGCUCCCUUGGGUUCGAUACCGGAGUUACCAGCUCGUUCAUGCCAAGAAAUAACAGCAGGCGAAGGGAAAGACACACCAAGCAACAAUUACUGGCUGGAUCCAUCUGGCAAUGGGAAGGCAUUUUUGGUUUACUGUGAUAUGAAUUUGGAAGGUUAG
Molecule: messenger RNA, 925 nt
Organism: Pocillopora meandrina
Lineage: Eukaryota; Metazoa; Cnidaria; Anthozoa; Scleractinia; Pocilloporidae
Source: the annotation of a GenBank genome assembly